Molecule: messenger RNA, 405 nt
Organism: Dendronephthya gigantea
Lineage: Eukaryota; Metazoa; Cnidaria; Anthozoa; Malacalcyonacea; Nephtheidae
Product: octapeptide-repeat protein T2-like
Exons: 1
Coding region: 1-405 (134 amino acids)
Source: RefSeq, a predicted model, not a curated record
AUGAAGAUAGAGCAGGGAAGAGCAAGCCAGGAGAGGGAGAGAGGGCAAGGAGACCACAACAGAGCAGGGAAGAGCAAGGGAAAGCAAGGAGACCACAACAGAGCAGGGAAGAGCAAGGCAAGGGAGAGCAAGGAGACCACGAUAGAGCAGGGAAGAGAAAAGGCAAGGGAAAGCAAGGAGACCACAACAGAGCAGGGAAGAGCAAGGCAAGGGAAAGCAAGGAGACCACAACAGAGCAAGGAAGAGCAAGGCAAGGGAAAGCAAGGAGAUCAAGAGAGAGCAAGAGCAGGGAAGAGCGAGGCGAGGGAGACCAAGGAGAUCACGACAGAGCAGGGAAGAGCUAGUGUCGCCAUGCAAUAUUCUGUCAUGUUGCCGAACAAUGGCGUUGCCAGCGUGAAAAUUUAG